AGAACAACUACAUGUAUUUCACGUUUCACAAUAGGGUCACGUACCCUGCCUGCCCGCCUCUUUCUAGAGACGCUUCCUCGCGGACGGAAGACAGUGCUCGAGCCGCAGUGGAGACCCACCGCUGAGGGCGACGAUAAGUGACUGAGCUCACAGCGCGUAUUUCACUAACCACCCUACAUCCUAGGAGUCAAUGGUAUUUUGGCCUUCAAAAUAAGUGAUGGAAGUUUCUAAUUCAGCCCAAAAUACUACUUUGUAUUCUUGUGACAAAGAUGUUAUUUACCCAUCUUCAAAACGAACAAAGACAGAUAGUGCUUCCAGUGAAACAGCUAAUGAAAUCUUUGAAACUGAGGAAUGCUGUGUAAGUAGCGGCCCCAAACAAUAUUUGUGGAUUCAUUUGGAGUCACAACCUCAAAAUAACAAGGGGUGCCUAGCACAGCAUAGUACUUUUGAAAAAGAUGAACAAAAUAGAGCUAUUGCCAAAGCUACUAAACAACCUCUCCAUGAAGUAACAAUAUUGAAGGAUUCCGAGCUUUUCUUGAAUCCAGUAAAACAUGUAAAAUUAGGAAACAAACAGAAUGAAUUUAGCAGUGAUAUGUUUAGCCAGAACCUGAUAUGCCGUAUACAGUCUCCAGGGAGUGCCAAAACAUUUGAUGGAAACAUGCUAUUGAAUAAUCAGAAUCUAAAACCCAAAGAUUCAGAUACUGGAUUGCUUACAGGGAAUAAGGAGCUUACAGAAGAUCCUGUGAGUGAAAAAAGCAUGUCUUACCUGUCUCUUCAAGGAAACCAUGCCACAGACUCAUCAGUAUGUUUAAUGGAUGAGAUAAAACCAGAGGCUUGCUUGAAAGGAGAAUUUAAAAAGGAUUUGAGUUGUGAACAAGAAAGUGCAUCAUCAUUCAAGUGUGGUGUUGUGACUGAUGUGCCUACAGGUGCAAAAGAGUUAGAAGGCAACAUUUUAUGUAAACACAAAACACAUAAUACCCACAGCAGUAAUGUUAUGAUGGUAAAUUGUGUUAAUGCAAAGGACCAACAUGAGUUCAUACCUGGAUUAGGCAGGAAGAAUUCUGAAAUUCAGAAGGAUAAUUUGGCUGCUGAUGAAUGUGAAGAGGAAAAGUAUGAAUUGUAUCCACAUAACAGCAUUGAAAAUGAUAUCCAUGGGUGUGAUUCCCCCGCCGAUUUCAUAAAUGUUCAGUCACUUCCUUUUGUUGAUAAGAUCAAUCCCCUUACAAUGUGUUUAGAGACUGAAAAAAAUAAAUUAUCUCAAAAAGAAAUGAGAGUGUUGGAAAAUAUUACCCAAUCGAAUACCAGUGAGCAUGAAAAAGCAAGUGCCUGUUACAGGAAAACAAAAGCUCCAGCUGAAGGCUGUUGGAACAAUACUAAUGAGAAUACUGAAACGGAAGCAGCAAAAUAUGCAUAUGAAUUGUUUUUAAGUAAUGAUGUCACUUUAAGCAAGAAUUUAGCAAGUAAUGAAGCAUGGGGCAAUGUGGAAAUAAAACAUUCUACUGUUAGUGGAACAUUAUUGACAGGUGCAAUUCCUAAAGCUGAAACAUCAGAUGAAUACAGUGUAAACAUAACAGGAGGUUUAGGAAGCAAUUUGCUGGAGCCUGCUGAUAUAAUUGAUGUGGCAAAAGUAAUUGAAACUCGUGUAUUCUGUGAAAUGGAGAGAAUGGAAAAAGUCAGAAGCAUUUCUUCAGGUUGUGAUUUAGUAAUGGGAGAAGGUCAGUCUAAUAAUCCUCGAAAGGAAGCAAAUUGUGAAGGCCAUGCAGGAUUUUUAGACAUUGACACAGAAAGAACAACAAGUUCCACUAGUUUACACAAAGCUGUAAGAACGAGUCAGCAUAAAGCUGUCACAGUGGGAGAGUUAUCUAAUGCACUUUACAUAAGUGAAGGAAAUGACACCAGAAAUAAUAAGAAUCUCUCUGGAAAUGACACCGAAGCGCUUCAGAUAGAUGUUACGCAUUCUUUUCUGAGUAACUGCAAAGAGCUGAACUCUUCUGAAGGCCAGUCAUUUAAUUUAUCAGGUACAAAUUGCAUUGAAACUCAUGAAGAAGAGAUACAUAGUGGUACAACUAUUUUUGAUCCAAGUGCACUACAAGUAAAGAAUCAAAUAAACAGACAAACAACUGAAUUUGUAAGUUCAUUUUGUAUAGUCCCUAAAAGCAAAGACCAAACCUGUAGCAUACUUGGUUUAAAGAAAUCAGAAGCAGCUGUUUGCUUUAGAAAAACUGAGAUUCUCAAUGAUCAGGAAUGUUAUUUUCAAAAGAAACAUACCGUCAUAGAAGAGCCUUUUGAUGUUCAGAAUGAAGAGGCAUUGCAGAAAUACCCUGCAUGUCUUUUUAUGAACAAGUUUGUUGAAUUAAUGAGCAAGCCACAUACAAAGCUGAACUCAACAACUCAGCUGUUGUCAGAGACAAGGAAAAUGGAGCAGUUUCCAUUAGAGAGAGCUGUAGUGAAAUUAAACACAGCAACCCCUUUGAGUUGGGAGUAUGAUCAAUCUUGUUCCAUGCUGACAAUGUGCCAGUAUCAGGCGAGAAUUCACUUUAUUGAGGAUGGAAAGGGAGCAUCCCUUACAAGUUUGUCUCGUAUCCUUGACCAGCCUCAGAACACUAUUUGUACCUCAGACCUUUCAUCAAAAGCCUCACCAGAGUGGUUUCAGGUAAUGGAUGUCACAGACUCUAUUAAUUUCAAUGUUUGUUUGGAAGUAAUGGAACAGAAAUCCAGUGAUCUGAAUAUCUUGUAUGGCUGCAAUUUAAAUUUGGAUGCAGUGAAAACCUUGAAUGGUUCAGAAGACACAGGAAUUGUGAGUGACAGACUGAGUGAGGACAAGAUGCAAAAGGACCGUUUUACUUCAGAAGUUGUGUUCCAAAAUAAAGUAAAAGACAAUAUACCUAUGAGUGCUCAUUAUAACAGUGCAGAAGAUACAAUAGAAGCUGAAUUUAACUGCAUGUUAACAAUGCAACCUGAAGAGGAUGAAGAAGCUCAAAUAGUUUCAGAUAUUGAAACAUCUAAUGAUGCUCUUGUACCCCUUUCUCCAUGUUCAAGCAUUAAAAAGAGCAUCUCAGAAGAAAACAACUGGGACACAGCUAUACGUACAUCUCAAAGCCCUGGAGAUUGUUCUUCUUUUUGUGUGCCUUUUGCCUAUGAUACCUUUGAAAAAGUGGCCCUGCCUCUUGGUACUGAAGAAUUAGAAAACCUUGCAUUCAUCAAAGAUUUUCCAAGUCACUGGACUGCAAAACAUUUAAUCUUAAAUCCACAACUAAAUUCUGACAGAGCUGGGUUUUUAGAAGAAAUAAAACCAGGGCAAAUAUUAAAUGAGUCUAAUCUGAUUUUGAGUUACAACAGUGAGCUGUAUUUAGAAAAAGAAUACAAAGAACAGCCCUGUAUUUUAUUAACACAAAGUGAACAGAAGUGCUGCAAUGAAGAUAUUCAAUCUAGUCAAAUUAUGCAAAAUGCAAACACACCAAAUGUUAAAUGCAACAUACAUGCACCCAAGGAAGAUGAAAAAAUUCAAAACCCAUUGGACAUUUGUGAUUUGAAUACAGAAUGUUCUCAUAUUUGCUCUUCACCAGAAAGUAAGAUCAAUUCUGUAGUAGUCCAAGCACAAGGAUUAUUUCUUCCGGUCUCACAUGACCAGACAGUAUUUGAAAUGAAAAAACAAUUUGAUUUAGUUAUAGAGGAACUGAAAUUAUUUUUCAAAAUAGGCACAUCUGGCAAUGAGGAAAUGUCUAGCCCAUGUAUGUGUGAAAAAUACCCUUUUAAAAGUGAAGAGCUUGGAAGAAAGAAUCAGUAUGCUGACCAUUAUAGUCAGAUGAGCCGCGAUGAAAACACAAAUCAGAAUCAAGACUUCAUGACAAUUAAAACCGGUGGUGGAAAUUCUCAAGCUACAAGUACAAGAAUGAGCUGUGAACAGGAAGUCCCUUUGCCAUGCAGCUCCCUAUAUGCUGAGAGAGAGGAGUCUCUCUAUUCAGUCUUGAAACGCAGAGAACAAGGAGAAACAAAAGACAAAAACUAUAAAUUGUGGUCUUCAGCUUUUAUGUUUCCUUCCUGCCUGCAUGAAGAUAAAAGGGGACUGCAACAGGAACCUAAGACUGUGAGACUAGAACCUCUGAAGACAUGCUCUCGUCCAAUUAGAAUUGGUCUGUCUAAAAGAGCUAAAACGAAACCACUUCAUCCAUAUUUAAGAUGAGACAACAAGGAAGAAUGCUGUGAAAUACAUUUUAUAAAGUGGAUAUAGUUAAAUAAAAAUAACUAAAGUGAAUAAUUCAAAAUCUUAUCUUUUCUGGAAACUACUAUAGUAACUGCUAUUUUAUAAGUUACUUAUAAAAUAUUAAAAGUAUUAUGUUUGUUUUAGGUAUGGAAAACAAGUAUAUAAAAGCCUUCUGGUACCCAGCUGAGUGAUGUUUAUUAGAGACAUCUGCUAAGCAUGACAAUGUUUCUGGUUAACAGUUUUCAAAUGAAAGUUAUUUUAAUGGCAAUAUUUUUUAACAACAAUGAUAAGGAGAAGUAAAUUUGCUUUGCAUAAAAUCCCCACUACCCUGAAUUGGAGGAAGUAAUAAAAAGUAGAUAAAUAGAAACUCAAACUUUGCUGUAAUUACAUUAAACUCAGUAGCUGUGGUAUACUUUCAAUUGUUUGGUGCUAAUCAUUUUAGUAUUUCUGAUUUAAUAAAUUAAAUGUGUGUGUUGUUAGUGUAUGUAGAA
Lepisosteus oculatus (spotted gar) is the source of this 4695-nucleotide messenger RNA. NCBI's taxonomy places the organism in Eukaryota, Metazoa, Chordata, Actinopteri, Semionotiformes, Lepisosteidae. The record is from RefSeq and is a predicted model, not a curated record.